AUGAAAACCCCCCUUGAAAAAGCCAAAAAAGGGGGUCUGAUUGCACUUUGGUGGUCUGGUGGCCAGUGGGUGGCCAGUGGGUGGCAGUCGGGUGGCAGGGUGGCAGCCCGGUGGUGGAGCGGUGGCUGGUUGGAAAAAAGGGCCGGGAGGGCCACUAGGGCGGUUGGGGAGCGAAGCGGGGGCCAGGGAGGAGGUUGCAUGGCCGGCAGUGGGCUGGGCAGCGGGGGCCGCAGGGAGCCAGAGGCAUGGGGAGCAGAGGGUCGGCGGCUGGGGGCCGGGUGGUGGAGGCCGCAGGUGACGUGGGGAGUGGAGGGCCGGCGGCUGGGGGCCAGGCGGUGGAGGCCGCAAGCGACGCGGGGAGCGGAGGGCCGCAGGCGGCAACGGUGGCAGCAAGGUCGCCAGAGGGAGACCGGAAGGGGGCCGACGAGGGCCUGGUUUCCGGAGCCGGAGCCGGCGGUGCCGGGAGGGGUUGGCCUGACAGGUCCGCAGGGCCAUACGGCGUCGGACUGUCAGAAUAAAGGGAUCAGGUUGAAACUUUUUAAGACUGGGUUAGAAAAGGACACUGCAGGCCUCUUGGGAAAGGGUAUCAGUUAA
This is a messenger RNA of Cryptomeria japonica (Japanese cedar), 594 nucleotides long. RefSeq lists its product as uncharacterized. Lineage: Eukaryota; Viridiplantae; Streptophyta; Pinopsida; Cupressales; Cupressaceae. Bases 1 to 594 code for a protein of 197 amino acids. The transcript has 2 exons. The record is from RefSeq and is a predicted model, not a curated record.